Priapulus caudatus is the source of this 2469-nucleotide messenger RNA. Its product is annotated as S1 RNA-binding domain-containing protein 1-like. Gene Ontology annotation, molecular function: mRNA binding; structural constituent of ribosome. Bases 155 to 2413 code for a protein of 752 amino acids. Gene Ontology annotation, biological process: nucleobase-containing compound metabolic process; translation. The record is from RefSeq and is a predicted model, not a curated record. NCBI's taxonomy places the organism in Eukaryota, Metazoa, Priapulida, Priapulimorpha, Priapulimorphida, Priapulidae. The transcript has 17 exons.
ACAUCGUCAUUGAUCAACAUUGAACGACCACUGCGAAAGUUCAAAUUUGUGGACUGUCUUAGUAUUAAUACUAAUAGUAAGUGUCUUGACCUGGCCAGGUAACUGAAGGCAAAGGGAAGCAAUCGGGCAAGCAGGAGAAGGCAGUGCAACGACAAUGGGUGGGAAGAGGCAGCAGCAGCAGCAGCAGCAGGAGGAGGACGACAACUCCGUUAGCUGCUGGGACGUGUCGAGCGUGCUUGCUGAUGAGAUGCACAUCAGUCCGGGCGUCGCUGGCAACAUCGUCCACCUACUGGAAGACGGGUGCACCAUUCCGUUCAUCGCUCGCUACAGGAAGGAGAAUACGGCGAAUAUGGAUGCAGGAAAGCUGCGAGAAGCGAGUGACGUCUACCAGGAACUAGUUGCAGUGCAGACGAAGGCGGAGGUCGUGUGUAAGCAGAUCAGUAAGCAGGGGAAGCUGACCGCUCCGGUGAAGGCGGCCCUCGCGCAUUCACACAGCAUGGUGGAGAUCGAACACAUCUAUGCUCCCUUCAAGACUGGUAGCAAGAGGACACUGGCAGAGAGAGCCAGGACUCUGGGUCUGGAACCUAUCGCAACUGAAAUCCUUCAGGGAAGAAAUGUGAACCCGUGUCGUUUCUUGCAACCUAACAAGAAAGGUCUUCAGACAAUGGAGGAAGUCGAGACAGGCAUACAGCACAUCAUUGCAGAUAUCAUCAGUAAGGACAAGAAUGUUCUGGACAGAGUGCGAGAACUGAGCCACGAUGCUGCAAUAUUGUUGAAGGUCACCAAGGCAAAAACAGUGAAGAAGAAAGUUGGGAACGAUGUUAAGAAUAAGGAGAAUGAACACAAGUUUGAGAUCUAUUACAAUUACAGUUCCCAAAUCAGGACGAUUCGACCUCAUCAGACGCUAGCCAUCAACCGUGGCGAAAGUUUGGGCGUGUUGUCGGUGAAAGUGGACGUGCCGCAGCGCGUCGCUGACGAAAUCACUCGGUUCUGCACUCGGAAGUACAUGGCGCACCCUGCCAGUGCGAGACUAGUGUGCAGCGCUGUGGCGGACGCCUACAAGCGGCUCCUCAAUCCUCUCAUGUGCAGGAAGAUUAGGUCGGAGCUCACGAAGGCAGCGGAGAACACGUCGCUGGAAGUGUUCGGCGGCAACCUGAAGCGUCUGCUGCUGACUCCGCCGGUGAGGGGCAAGGCCGUGCUCGGCAUCGACCCCGGCUUCAAGCACGGAUGCAAGAUGGCUGUCUGCUCGUCGACAGGUGAUAUUUUACGUACGGCUGUGAUAUACCCAUUCUGCAACCCAUCACUCAUGGCUCAGGCCAGGGACAAGAAGGAGCUUGUCAACAUUGUCAAGAAUUACAAUGUUGAUGUAGUUGCGGUAGGCAAUGGGACGGCAUGCAGGGAAACAGAGGAACACCUGUCACGCCUCAUUCAAGCUGGUGCAUUCCGACCACUCGACAUUGUCUACUGUAUAGUGGAUGAGAGUGGUGCAUCCAUAUAUAGUGUGUCAGAAGAGGCUGCUAAAGAGAUGCCAGAUCUAGACACUAAUUUUAGGAGUGUUUUUAGGCGAUGGUCUGAGUAUUGUGCAUUUUUCCACAGGCGAGUCUCAGGCCUGAAUGCAAAGCAGGCACAAAAUAUUAUCGAGUGGAGACGACAACAUGGCCGCUUCACCAACCGGCGCCAGCUGCUGGCGAUUAAGGGAAUCGGGCCGAAAACGUUCGAGCAGUGUGCUGGGUUUGUGAGGAUCACGUCCGACAACGCCUGCCCAUUGACGUGCAAAACAGAAACGAUGCCGUAUGAUGCUAAACCCAGCAGUUCGGGAGCAGUGAAAAGGAAGGCUGCAUCAGCAGGAGGUGGGAAGUUGAAGAAGGCUAAGACAACCGAGGUGGAGGAAUUGCAACUGGACCCUCUCGAUCGCACCUGCAUACACCCAGAAUCUUACCCAGUUGCUAGCAAGUUGUUGAAGUUGUUAGGUGUUCGUGUUGAAGACAUUGGAAAACCAAUGGUUGUCACUAGCAUGAAAAGGUUAAUAUCGACAACAUCUGUAAGCAAGCUUGCAAAUGACAUGUCUGUAGGAGAGCCAACCAUGCAGCUGAUAGUGGAAGGACUCCAGCAGCCAAUGGGAUAUGACAUCAGAGCUGAAUGCCAGACGCCGCUCUUCCGCAAGGGCGUCUGCUCGCUGGCGAGCCUCGCGCCGCACGCGCGCCUCACGGGGCAGGUGCGCAACGUGACGUCGUUCGGCGCGUUCGUCGACGCCGGCGUCGGCUGCGACGGCCUCGUGCACGUGUCGCGCAUGAGCCGCGCCGCGCUGCGGGGCAAGCCCACGCUCGAGCUCGGCGACCGCGUCGAGGUCGCUGUCCUCAACGUCGACGUCGCCAGAAAGCGCCUGGGGCUGGAGCUAGUCGCGCUGCUGUAGCCGCGCGACGGGAGGAGCCGCUGUAGCCGCGCGCCGGGAGGAGCCGCUGUAGCCGC